CCAUAACAUGAUGCUCACAAAUCACAUGCAUUAAUGUGACACGGAACUAACUUGCCGUACAUAAUAUAUAUAUAUAUGUUCCGGAACAAAAAUAACCUUAUAUAUCAAAUUAAUUCCAUCUUUACUAUUGACUGAAAAUAUCAUAUUUAUUACUGUAUCUGUUAGCUAGUACUCGUACCGGGUAAUUCCUGCCGACAGAAGAAAUAUGAUAAAUUUAGCUAAUUUUUAAUAUUAAAUUCAUUUCCUUUUGAUUGUACAGUAUGUAUAUGAUCCUAUUGAGUGCGUGGGAACAUACAUGCAUAGAUAAUACACAAACAAGCAUACACACAAAAAUGAUAUAUUAUUGGAAAAGCAAGCUAGCUAGCAGAAAUGUUUAAUUACAAAUUGAUAAAAGAAGAGAGUAUAUAUAAACCUAGUGAAACAUGGGAUGAUAAAUGUACAUAAUCAUGCAUCUUAUUCAUGUAACCCUUCAAACAUAUAAUUAAUUGCAAAGAGCUCCCUCAAUGACGCAAAUCACAUGGCAUGUUUCUGGUCAUCUAAUCGAACGACCAUGAUCAAAUCUCAGAAGGCAGCAUACAUGGGUCGUUGGAUGUCUCCCAUAUCGAACUUAUUAUUGGUGGUUCGGCGAGGGGACAAACUUUGUCCCCACAAUUGUUUCUCUUUCUCAUGUGACCGACCACUUCCCCUUACUUGAUCUGUCAUUGCUCCCACUUAACCUCUCUUUUUUUUCCAUUCACUUUCUCUCUCUCUAUAUAUAAAGCCCUUUCUAUUCCAUAUUCCUAACAAUUCAAUUCAUUCAUCCUUCACUACUACACCAAAUUAAUAGAAAUUAAAGAUAUAUCAUUCCACAACACAAAUUAAAGUUAGUGAGACGUACCCUUAUUAUGGCCAAAGAAGGUCUUGGACUUGAAAUCACUGAGCUAAGGUUGGGUCUACCUGAUGCGGAGCAUCAAGUAAGUGUGGUCAAUAAGAAAAAUGAGAAGAAGAGGGCAUUCUCGGAAAUUGAUGAUGGUGUUGGAGAUGAAAAUAGCUCCUCCGGCGGAGGCGACCGGAAAAUGGAGACGAAUAAGAGUCAAGUGGUGGGGUGGCCUCCGGUGUGCUCUUACCGGAAGAAGAACAGCAUGAACGAAGGUGCUUCAAAGAUGUACGUGAAGGUUAGCAUGGACGGUGCUCCUUUCUUGCGUAAAAUUGAUUUGGGUCUGCAUAAGGGCUACUCAGAUUUAGCUUUGGCUUUGGACAAGCUCUUUGGUUGCUAUGGAAUGGUGGAGGCGUUGAAAAAUGCAGACAAUUCUGAACACGUUCCCAUUUAUGAGGACAAAGAUGGUGAUUGGAUGCUUGUUGGAGAUGUCCCUUGGGAAAUGUUUAUGGAGUCAUGCAAGAGGCUGAGGAUUAUGAAGAAAUCAGAUGCGAAGGGCUUCGGUUUGCAACCAAAAGGAUCUUUAAAGGGAUUCAUAGAAAGCGCGGCAAAGUGAAAGAUUAUGUUAGGCUUCUAAUUAAUGUCGUGCACAUUUUGCGAUCAUCAAUCCAAGUUUAUGUGUUAUCGUUUUCUUAUAUUUGAGGAAAAACAUGCAUUUUUAGUUUGAUAUAUGAAUUAUCAGACUUUUGUUUAUGUCAAGUUAUUAAUGAAUGACAUAUAGGACCCUAUAUAAAUAAUAGGGAAAACUCGUCGUUUUAGAUUAAUUAAUGCUUUGCCAUAAAUGUUUGUUUAUUUGCAUUCAGUUGCAGUACAAGUUAUUGUAUCAGUAUACUGUUUUCUUACUGAUUCCAAUUUGUUAAUUACUUCA
Messenger RNA from Glycine soja, 1784 nucleotides. RefSeq names its product auxin-induced protein AUX22. The transcript is spliced from 3 exons. Lineage: Eukaryota; Viridiplantae; Streptophyta; Magnoliopsida; Fabales; Fabaceae. Bases 885 to 1472 code for a protein of 195 amino acids. The record is from RefSeq and is a predicted model, not a curated record. Gene Ontology annotation, cellular component: nucleus. Gene Ontology annotation, molecular function: protein binding. Gene Ontology annotation, biological process: regulation of DNA-templated transcription.